AAAAAUAGAAAAAUCCAAAAGUUAUACAGAUAAUACAAAAAGAAAAGGAGAAAAAAAAAAUAAUACAUAAGCACAUGACAUGUGCUUGCUUACACACUCCAUGCAAAGAGAGAUCCUUUAAUUCUUCCGCAAACUUCUCUUACACUAACAAAGCAUCACUUUUCCAAAUAUAGAUUGCGCCUUUGCCUCUCUUUUAUAUCAGAAAGAAGCUUCGUCGUCUUCGGAUCUCGCAUCUUUCUUUUUUUUUUUCCGUUUUGGUAGUUUAAUUCUGAUAAAACCUGACUCAAGACAUAACUCAGAGAAGGAGUUUAAAGACAAUGUCAGAAAGAUCAGAAGACGACACAAACAGAGUCAGAUCCUCGAAGGUCAUCGUCAAAGAGAGCUCGCAGGUCAAUUCAUCGUCAAGAAUCUAUUACUACGGCGGAGCUUCCGUGCCGUUUCUAUGGGAGACACGGCCAGGCACUCCAAAACACUCUCUUUUCUCGGAAUCGUUUCGUCUUCCGCCAUUAACGCCGCCUCCGUCGUAUUACUCCUCCUCCUCUUCUUCUUCCGGGAACAAACUGAGCAAAGUUAGAGCGAAACAAACUCGAUUCGUGAAGACUCUGUUCAACGGAAAGCAUCACGUGUCGCGUCCUUCGUUUUCUUGGUCUUCUUCGACGUCUUCAUCUUCUUCUUCCUCUUCCUCGUCUCCUCGGUCUAAAACAGAGAAUCGUCCUAAAAAAUGUUACCUUUCUUGCUCGAGAUCGUACGUUAAGGACGACGAUGCGGAGGAGACUAUUGGGUCGUCGUCUCCGACGUCAACGUUGUGUUAUAAAAGAGGGUUUAGUUCAUCAAUGGGGAGUAUGAAGAGAGCUUUGUGUUCUGUUCUUAGCCAUGGAUCUAGUCGUAAAGAUCUUAGAUUGAUUUAAAUGGUUUUUCCCUUGUUGUUCUUAUAUCGGUUGUUGUUACAAAAUAGGAUCUUGAUAUUAAGAUUCUUUUUACCUUUUUAAUGUUUUGGCUUUUGCCUUUUUGAACACGAUAUUAGUUACAGGAUCAAGAUUGGCGAGUACAAGUUUUGCAAGCUUCCUCAGGUAAACAUUACAUGGGUGAAUGGCCAUAUUAGUGAUGUCUACCUGUAGAAGCUUGCCAAAUUUAUACUCGCCAUCUCGUUCUUAAAACUAAAGGAUGAGGCAAAAUGAUCUUGGAAUUCACCAUCUUGUUUUUAAAUUUGAUUGUGUUCAAUGCUUUGAAAACAAAAGUUAUCAUGUUUUGAUCUUAUUGAUGGUUGUUUGUUGUGAUGAUUUUGUUGAUUUUUUUGUUAUGUAAUUUGAAUGAAUCCUUUCAUGAUCGAU
This is a messenger RNA of Eutrema salsugineum, 1331 nucleotides long. RefSeq lists its product as uncharacterized. Lineage: Eukaryota; Viridiplantae; Streptophyta; Magnoliopsida; Brassicales; Brassicaceae. Bases 318 to 908 code for a protein of 196 amino acids. The record is from RefSeq and is a predicted model, not a curated record. The transcript has a single exon.